This is a messenger RNA of Sycon ciliatum, 3654 nucleotides long. Its product is annotated as rabphilin-3A-like. Gene Ontology annotation, biological process: intracellular protein transport. The coding region runs from base 463 to 3237 and encodes 924 amino acids. Gene Ontology annotation, cellular component: membrane. The record is from RefSeq and is a predicted model, not a curated record. Gene Ontology annotation, molecular function: small GTPase binding. NCBI's taxonomy places the organism in Eukaryota, Metazoa, Porifera, Calcarea, Leucosolenida, Sycettidae. The transcript has 16 exons.
CUGGCCCUGCUGCCUAGUGCAGGUCCAUUGCUUCCUGCAGCCUGGCGGUCGUGCAACACACGUGGCCUUCAAUCGACAGUCGAGUCGACACCCACUCUAUUCUUCGCGCGCUCCACCCGAGGAUCGGACAUACAUUAUAAGCUGCUGGGUGUUGGGAAGACAUGAAAUGACCACUUCUCUGCCGAGUGGCACAGCUCUUGAGGGGUUUGUGUGCCUCUCAAGUUCCUCUUCAGCAACUUUCAGAAGGCCGCUGUCAUCCUGCGGUGAUACCAUGUACCAGCGACUUGUACGUACCUUCAGGCAGGGGACCCAUGGGCCAUGAACGCAAGGCAAUACCUUGAAGCUUCCUAACCGUCGGCAAAACGGAGAAAAGACAGUGCAAGCUCCAAAUAUUUCCAGACGGCCGCGUAGCGCUGACAGAGCGUGUUUGACAAGGUGCCAUCAACGUAACAUUUAAUACUAAUGCCUGGUAUUGGUAUCAUGAAGCUCGCUCGCCUCUCGGAUAGGAGCAAGGACCUUGCUCUGGUUCGUUGCACAUCGGACCCAGAACGGAACUGUGACAGAGCCGCAACCGGAGCCGGAGAGGAAAGACGAGGAAUUCAAGCCAGCCUUGCUGUCACCCGCCUGCGGCCGCGCAGCAGAGACUCCAGUCCGCGCAGCAGGGACGCCAGUCCGCUCAGCAGAGACACCAGCCCUAGUCCGUUAUCAACCCAUGCGCUGGCCCGCAUGAAGUCCCGUCUCCGCACCGACACUAGCGCGCAGAGGCAGAAAGCCUGGCGCAAGGAUGGCGAGCAGCAUCAGUUCUUCUCCAUAUCCGUGGAGAGUGAUGUUGGGCCUGAGAAACGGUUCACCUGCCCAGCUGACAAGGACCUUCAGAUGCGCUCACAGGUGGGAGCGGGUUGGUCGUCGCUGGGCCAGUCGGACAGCCUCGGAUCAACGCUGCACGAGUCUGAGUGGGAGAGCAUUCGCCAUGCCCUAGCCAAGGCGGAAGCCUUCGAGCAGCUGGAGCAGCGGCGGGUUGGGCGGUUGAUCAGUGAAGUGAAGCAACUCAAGGUACAGCGGAAAGCGCGCAAUGCACGGGACAACCAGUGUCACAACUGUGGCUUUGUGUUUUCUGGCUUGGCAUGGCUUAUGUCCGUGGGCUUCAUCUUCUGUGAAGGCUGUAAGAAGUGUGUCUGCCAGAAUUCCUCGUGUAUAGCAUCAAUUCAGUCACGCAAAGGCAAUACUCGCUGGCUGUGUCUGCUGUGUAGCAAGCUGAUUGAUGUGUGGAGAAAGGGUGGUGUCUGGUUCUACAAGAACCUACCUUCGUAUGAUGCUGUGGACAAAGAGACAAUCAGCCGAUUGACCCCGUUGCUUUUCGACGCCAAGAGCGCGCCCGAACGGACAUCCACUUCACCGCUAUCCAAGCCCAGAUCCCGACACAGCCAUGGUCUGGGGAGGAAGAAGUCGUCCACAGCAGAACACCUGGAUCACCCAGUGGUAUUGGCUCAAAAAUCGGCGAGCCUCGGUCGAAAAACCUCUCGACCACUGCGACGAGAGCGAGGCAACAAACUGUAUGACGCAACAACAUCCCCGCCAGGCGUCAGUGAGCGGCGUCGCACGACUGACCCGUCCGUGUCCGUGCGUAGCAACGGCAGCACUGCCAGCAACGCCAGCUCCACUGGCAAUCGGCCCAUGCGGCACAUGGCACACAAGGUCACUGCCACCACCGCCGUUGCCGCCGCUCACCACAACCCGGCGGCUCGUGGCCUGGACGAGAGUGACGGCAGUGACCGCGGACUCGGUGCGGACAAGGACAGUCUGAGCAAACACAUCAGCCUGACAGCUCUGGAUCAGGUAGGACUGUUGUCGGGUGCCUAUCCUGGUGGAAACCUCAGCCGGACAAACCCGGAUGAUUCCGAAGGGGGCGCCAGUGUGGUUCUGCCCGCCACGUUGACGCGGACUGGUGAAGAUGUGGAAGGCUUCAGACAAAAGGCCCACUCGAUGGCAGGAAGUGAGCUGAUCAAGCCGCGUAGAUUGGUGGAGACCGGCCGUGGCAAUCGCAAGUCCUUGCCACCCCAGAGGCAGCUAAUGGGAUUGACAAGAAUGGGGUCGCUGCCCAUUGAUGGGGCUGGCCUGCACAGAGAUCUAAUCAAGAGAAAUCAAGCACAUGUCCUUGUACCGGAUGAAGACCUGCCAGGAACUGCCCAGGGUCUUGAGGCUAGCAUGGCUAGCGCGGAGGCAUCUACACAGCGCCCGAUCCCUUCAAGACAAGCCCCUAUAGAUGAAUCGGACCUGGAUGUAUUUGGUGGUCACGAGACCAGCAAGAAGGCGUCCAGAUCAUCCAGGAAAGGACCCAAAAGAGACCUGGGCAAUGUGGAGUUCUCCAUUCUGUACAAGGGCUAUGAAAAUGAGCUGCACAUCACUAUAAUCCGCUGCAAGGACCUCAUUGCUAUGGAUUUUCAUGGUACAUCAGAUCCUUUCGUCAAGUUGCAACUUCUUCCCCACCACAACAAGUCGAGCCGGCCAUCAAAGUACGAGACAAGCGUGAAGAAGCGAACUCUCAAUCCGGAGUACGAUGAGUCCUUCGUCUACUAUGGAAUAGAGAAAGAUGAAGUUCAUCACUUGAUCCUAAGACUAAUCGUGUACGAUUACGACACGCUGACGACGAACGACUUUCUCGGUGAGGUGGUGUUCCGAAUGUGUAGCCUGCAGAACGAUGUGCUGAUGACGUACUGUCGGGAGCUGGAGCUGGCACCAAGGUUGCGUGCAGAAUCCAUCAUUGCCACUUCACUACAUGUUCAAAACACUGGCCUCGGCAAGCUGCUUGUCUCUAUCUGCUACAAGGCCGAUGACAAAGAGCUGAGAGUUGGAAUAGUACGUGCUGCAGGACUUCCAGCGGUUGAUAUUCUCUCGCGAUCGUGUGAUCCCUAUGUUAAAUGCUACCUUCUACCUGAUCCAGGCAGGUCAUCCAAGCGCCGCACAACAAUCCUGAAGCGUACCGUCAACCCAGAAUUUAACGAGACGUUUGUGUACGGCGUGGAUGCCCGCAGGUUGAUGGCCAGUACGCUAGAUAUCAGCGUGUGGGACUACAACUACGCUACACGUAACUCCUUGAUAGGCUGUGUACGGCUCAAUGCAACGUCAGGUCCGGAAGUGAGUCAGUGGCUGGAUGCCAUGUACACGCCGAACGAGACCUUUACCGUCUGGCACAACAUCAAACCGAAAGCAAACCAGUUCAAGGUGACUGACUUAUGACUCGAUUUUCGGCAUGACCACUACGAUGUGAAAAGUCUUCUACUGCAGCUGCAGCCUGAGCUGCUCUGCAGCCUACUGCGACCUUUAGUUGAGACUAUUGUACAGAUGGAGCUGACCAACACCCAGCAUACCCCUCUACAUCUUGAGCAGCUCUGAUCUACUUGAACUAUAACAACAUGGCAUAUAAGUUACAUGAGGAGAUUCUUGAUCUUAAUUAAUAUCUAUUCCAUUUGUUGACAAAGACGUUUUCUGUUUUAGCAUUACUUAAUGCAACGCGAGAGAGAUACUUCUUUUUAGACAUGCAUUCCUGCCAUCAACUCUGGGCAGUGUUCAAAUUUCCAUAACCAUUCCAUUCCAUUUGUUCUUUCAUGAGUAAGAAAUAUACCAUGAGAAAUACAUUCCUCAAGAUUACUUAAA